Molecule: messenger RNA, 2430 nt
Organism: Erythranthe guttata (spotted monkey flower)
Lineage: Eukaryota; Viridiplantae; Streptophyta; Magnoliopsida; Lamiales; Phrymaceae
Product: mitogen-activated protein kinase 9
Biological process (GO): protein phosphorylation
Molecular function (GO): ATP binding; MAP kinase activity
Source: RefSeq, a predicted model, not a curated record
AUAAGUGUGUGAAUGUUUACAGCUUUUUAAUGGUAUCGCAGCAGUCGCCCCCAAAGAGGACUUCGCCCCCAAAAGUCCGAAGCGAAUCGAAAGUCGAAACCCCCAAAUUUCUCUCUCUUCCUCCAAAAACAAAAAAAAAACACAGAUACACACAGUAGUGUGUGUGAGAGAGAGAGAGAGAGAGAGACCUUGCUGAGAGAGAGUGUGUGUGGAACACAAUCGAGAAUCCAAUCGAAAGUGUAGGAGAAAAAGGAGGAGUAAUUCUUUCGGUUUUUUUGGGUAGUGGGAGUUAGUUAUUAUAUAUAUACAUAUAUAUAAAUGGGGGGAGGUACUUUCGUGGACGGUGUUCGUCGGUUGUUCCAUCGUCGGUCGACAUCUGGCGCCAACAAUUCCUUAGCUUCUUCUUCUUCUUCCAAUAUUAGUAUUACCAAUGAGCGUCACCCGCGUUCAAUUUCAAUUUUGACGGAAAAUCGAGAGGAAGACGACGAACAAGGCGGCGGCCUUACUAUUGUUGAGGAUUUUGAUUUCUCGGGGCUUAAGUUGAUCAAAGUCCCCAAGCGGGUUGAUUUCCCCGUUUUGUUGAAUUCCGCCAUGGAUUCACAUAAAAAGAGUAAUCUAGAAACUGAAUUCUUCACCGAGUAUGGAGAGGCGAGUAGGUAUCAGGUUCAAGAAGUUGUAGGCAAAGGUAGUUACGGUGUUGUAGGGUCCGCAAUCGAUACUCACACUGGAGAAAGAGUUGCCAUUAAAAAGAUAAACGACGUGUUUGAGCAUGUUUCUGACGCGACACGGAUCCUCAGAGAAAUCAAGCUACUUCGGCUGCUUCGCCACCCCGAUAUUGUCGAAAUAAAACAUAUAAUGCUUCCUCCUUCUCGAAGAGAGUUUCGAGAUAUUUAUGUUGUUUUUGAAUUGAUGGAAUCUGAUCUUCACCAAGUAAUUAAAGCGAACGAUGACCUAACGCCAGAGCAUUUUCAGUUUUUCCUGUACCAGCUUCUGCGUGGGUUGAAGUAUAUUCACACAGCUAAUGUGUUUCACCGAGAUUUAAAGCCGAAGAACAUACUUGCUAAUGCUGACUGUAAGUUGAAGAUUUGCGAUUUUGGUUUGGCACGUGUAUCGUUCAAUGAUGCCCCGUCAGCAAUAUUUUGGACUGAUUAUGUUGCAACUCGAUGGUAUCGUGCUCCUGAGUUAUGUGGUUCCUUCUUCUCUAAGUAUACUCCUGGUAUUGAUAUUUGGAGCAUGGGAUGCAUAUUUGCGGAGAUGCUAACUGGAAAACCGUUGUUCCCCGGGAAAAACGUGGUGCACCAGUUAGAUUUAAUGACAGAUUUACUUGGCACUCCUCCUCCCGAAUCCAUUGCCAGGAUCAGAAACGAGAAGGCGAGGAGAUACCUAAGUAGUAUGAGGAAGAAACAACCGGUUCCAUUUGUGCAGAAAUUUCCGUAUUCUGAUCCUUUGGCCCUUCGGCUACUACAACGGCUCCUUGCAUUUGAUCCUAAAGAUAGACCAAGUGCUGAAGAAGCACUAGCUGAUCCCUACUUCCAUGGGUUGUCGAAUGUGGACCGUGAACCAUCGACUAAACCAAUAUCGAAGCUUGAGUUUGAAUUUGAGAGGAGAAAACUGGCUAAAGAAGAUGUUAGAGAGUUGAUUUACAAAGAGAUUCUAGAGUAUCAUCCGCAGAUGCUUCACGAAUAUAUGCGAGGUGGAGAUCAAACUAGUGGCUUUAUGUACCCAAGUGGGGUUGAUCGGUUCAAGCGGCAGUUUGCCCAUCUUGAAGAAAAUUAUGGUAAAGGUGAAAGAGGAGGCACUCCUCCGCUACAAAGGCAGCAUGCUUCUUUACCAAGAGAGCGGGUCCCUGCACCGAAAGAUGAAGUUAAAGAGAAUGAUUUCGAACAGAGAACCGCAGCUUCUGUUGCAACAACUCUCCAUAGUCCACCACGGGAAGGUGAAGGAUCGGAAAAUAUAAGUGGAAACGAACAAAAUGGGCCGAACAAGGGAAACUAUAGUGCUCGUAGCUUGUUAAAGAGUGCAAGUAUUAGCGCUUCGAAAUGUGUAGUUGUUAAACACAAAACAGACGCAGAGAGAGAAUCGUUAGAAGAGAACGGUGAAGAGGUUGAUAGGUUGUCGGAGAAAGUUGCUGCUCUCCGUGCUUAAUUUUUGGAGUCCGAUUUUUUCUCAAUAUUUAUUGAUUAGAAGGAGAAGUUGUUUUCCGUCGUGAUAUGGAUCAGUUGUUGAUGGAUGUACCAUAACUUAUCUAUUUGAUGAUUUAAUCGAGUUGUACAAAUAUGAUCGGUAUACUGUUUCUAUUCAUCAGAUAUUUAUGUAUUAUAAGAAACUCUGUUCUCUGAUGUAGCAUACAAAUAUGUAUUUAUAAUAAAUUGUUUGAGAACUUGGGUAUCCGUUUUGGUUGUUGUAUUUGAAAUGAAGGUUUUUAAAUUA